Acanthosepion pharaonis is the source of this 1920-nucleotide messenger RNA. Lineage: Eukaryota; Metazoa; Mollusca; Cephalopoda; Sepiida; Sepiidae. The record is from the annotation of a GenBank genome assembly.
AUGGACAGCUAUGCCAUCCUACCUGGCAGUACCCCAAUGAAUGAGUUGGUUCGAGCUGCCCUAGUAAAACUAGGAUAUAGUCCUGCAGAAGCCAUGGGAGCAAAAGGAGUGAUACAACUGAAGAACUGGAAAGCAUUGCCAUUUGAAAGCAUUACAGAUAAUUUGCAAUCUACAAUUGAUCACAUCCUAGGAGACUUGACUUCAGUUGCAGUUCUACGUAUACGGCUAUCCAGCCAACCCAAACUGAAUUCCACUGAUGAUGUAAAGGACAAGCUUCUCCAACUCCUCAUCAGUCAGUCCCAUGGGAUGCUGCUCAACUCUGGAUGCCCCAUUGAAAAGAAUUUUCUGCUUUCUUUAUCCAAGGGAGAAAAACUGACCACCAUAUCUGAAGAAAGACGCCAGGCAUUCAACAAUUGGUACAAGGAACAAAUCCGUAGAUCUUCUAUGGCUUUACGGGAGAAUCAGCUGAAAUUAGUCUCCCCUGUGUCCAUCAACUCAUCCCUAGUUGAUGGCCAUGGACCACGACUUGGUCCAUUACCUCCUAACUCUGUCCUUAAACCUCCUCAAUGCAUCUCUCCAUCAAACAACUCAGCAGUUGUAUCAACAACAGCUACAACAUGUGGCACAACCACAAUCACCACACCUUCACCUGCACAAUCACCUCCUUAUGCUCUGUCUCAUGGCAGGACACGGAUGCGCACAUCUUUUGACCCCGAACAUGAGAUCCCCAGGCUUCAACGAUGGUUUCAGCAGAAUCAGCACCCAACACGAGAGCAAAUGGUGCACUAUCUGAAUGAGCUCAAUUCCUUGGAAUCCCGCAAAGGGCGCAAACAGUUAGAUCUGACCAACAUUAUUUACUGGUUCAAGAAUGCCCGUGCUGCUUUGCGCCGGGCUAGUAAAAACCUUGAAGACAGCCUCGAAGGUGUUGAAGAAAAUGCAAAUGGUGACACGUAUGGGAACACAACAGAUUCUUUACCUUAUCUCCCUAACCGCAAUGCAAUUUACAUUGUGCCUCACCCUCUCCACACAACUUAUACUAAAGACUGUGGCAAUGCUAUGGAUAUGACCACAGGCCAUCAUCAGGAUGAUGGUAAGCCAUUAGAUGUGAGUCAAAAAAAGAUGGAUUCCCUAAAAUCAUCUGAAGCAUCUUCCCCACCCAUCCCGCUCCCUCGUACCUCAUCUGAUGAUAAUAUGAAAGACAAAUUGGACAAUAACAAGUCUUAUGCGCCAUCAGAUGAGAGUGGCGUGAAUCUAGCUCCUCCACGGGAUAACCUGGAGAACCUUGGCCCCAAGGAAGACAACACAUAUAACAAUACAAGGUUCCGUGACAGCCUUGAGAGCACUAGCUCCAAAGAAGAGAGCGCCUCCUACAACCACUCAGGUGUAAAAGAAGACCUCCCUUACAACCACACAGGUAGUUCAAAAGAGAAUGAUGAAGGUGUCAUUCACAACCACAAAAAGUUUAAGGAUGAGGAAAUGGACUGCGAUGAUGGUGACUCAUCUAUUGAUGAUAAUCGAUCAUUAGACAUCAACUCUAUGUCUAGUCAAGACGUUGAUCAGUUUAACAUAGUGGUCAAGCAAGAGAUUGAUGACAGUAAGUCACCAGACAGUGUGAACAUGAAGCCAAUGUCCGGUAGUGGCCUUGCACAGACCCUGCAGGUCCCUGGCCACAUGACACAUGGCGGCCUGCCCAUGCAUUACCUCCCUUACAACGCCCAAUUGAGAGAAGUGGGAGAAGCAAUUUGCUCUCCUGAUUUCUUAAAGAAAUUGCUGACAUCAUCGGUCAAGCAAGUUGCAUGUAUGUUUAACUUCUCUUUCUCUCCCUCCCCCCAAUCUUAUCAAUCCCGGUCAGCCAUCACCUUCUUCUUUUACCAUUUUUAUGCAACCAAUGUUUGUUUCUCUUUGUUAAACAAACGCUAA